Messenger RNA from Kogia breviceps (pygmy sperm whale), 9281 nucleotides. RefSeq names its product transcription activation suppressor family member 2 (gene TASOR2). Lineage: Eukaryota; Metazoa; Chordata; Mammalia; Artiodactyla; Physeteridae. The record is from RefSeq and is a predicted model, not a curated record. Gene Ontology annotation, cellular component: nucleoplasm. Gene Ontology annotation, biological process: negative regulation of gene expression, epigenetic.
AAUUGGUUUAUUCAGAUGUUUCUUCCAUUUAGACCAAUCAUUUAUGAUAUUAGCAGAGAACAGGACUAUGUCAAGAAUUCUGGGGGUGUACUUGGUGAAAGUGAAUUAAGACCACCCUCCCAGCUACAUUCCCUGUUAGAGAAGACCGAGACAGGGUUCAUACCAGAGAAGAUUUUUGAGACAGUGUCCUUGAGUUCAGACUCUCUCUUCCAGAGGGCAGUUUCAAUUCUCCAUACUUCUUACUUGGACUCUGCAUCUGAGCAUGGUUUUCAGUACAGUCAAGUGACUUUGGUGAAAAAUGACAUUUUCUUAAAUGAGUACAAAACUUUUUACCAAGAAAAAAAAGCAAGUAACUAUACUCAGGAAGAACUUCAAGAAACUUAUGGGUUUCUUCUGUUUGAAACUGAAAAUCAGGCAAAGUUGGUAUGUCAGCGUGGACUCUGUGUUGGCAGCAGUGCUAUCACCACUCUGGGUGACCCAGGGAAAGGUGUAUACAUUUCCAAAUACUCAGACUACCUUCAUGCAAGACCUUGGUAUCAUGGGAAGUCUGGUUAUGUUGUAAUUUUUAAUCUAAUUAAGGGAAGAGUCAAGUUUGUGUCUGAGAAUUAUACAACCAACUAUACCAGCCCAUCUUCUGGCUGUGAUUGCCACGUGGCUGCAAAUACUAACAAGGUUUCUCACAAGACAAGUCAUUUUCGCACCUUUGAACUGAGUCAGUAUUACCUCUAUGAACUUUCAGGCAGCACUGUUACUGAGAGACCUAGACAGAUCUGUCCUUAUAUGAUUGUAGCUUUUCAGUACAGGGAACCUAAAAAGAUGGCAGCACCAGCUCAUAAUCAUAAAAGCAUAUUUGAACUCAAAGAAGAUGUUCUCAUCUCUCCAUGGAAAGGGAAAUUAAUUAUUCAAGGCUGUCUGCUGUGUGAUAUAACUCUUUGGUCCUCUUAUGGUACAGUGGUUCCAAAACAACUACCACAUGAAUUAGAUUUUAAGUAUGUAAUGAAAGUGUCAUCUUUGAAAAACAGACUACCGGAAGCUGCUUUUAGAAAACAGAAUUACGUGGAGCACAAAGUCUGUUGCCAAGAUAUGUGCUUCAAUAUGUAUGAGGUGGAAUUGUCCAACAAACAAGGGGAAAAAGUAGAUAAACUAACAGAGUACAUUAAAAGGGAGCAAUUGGCGAUCGUCAAAUGCUUAGAAGAUCGAGAAUUUUUCAUUUUACUUUCGUCAUCAGCCUUAAUGUCAGAAACAAGUUUGGGAGAGGAGCAGAUGGGUCUUCAUGGGUUGCAUUUAUUCCAUUCAUCCUGGUCAGCAGGGCUGAAAGGCUUGAAAGUUGAAGAUGACAUCUCAUUGAAGGUGGUACCUGUUUUACCUGCCCUUAAUUGUGCCCUGCUGGAAGCAAAGAAAUCAUUUUCUGAAAAAGGAAUCUGUCUAAACACAUUAGUAAAGCAUAAUUUCCAAGAACUGUACAAGGUGGACAAAAGUCCUUCAUUGACUGCUGCUUCUCAGGAUGGAAUUAAAGAGACUGCAUUCUUUGGCAAAGUGUCAAGUGGUUUUGACUUGACUCCUCCAGCUGAAAAGUGCCCUUUACAGUCUUUAACUCAGUUGAGGUCUUAUUUUUCAGAUCCUAAUGGGUACAUUUUGGAAGUAUCUACUGUACUAGACUUAUUGGCAGAGUGUCCUCAGUCUCCUUGUAUUUCAGAUGGAAUUUGUGAUGCUGGAUUUUCUUUAGUUAUGACUCCAGACCCUGAAUUUCACGACUCGGAGGCAGAAGUAAGAAAAGAAACAGAAACACAAAAGAAUUCUGAAGAAAUGUUUCAAGCAAGGCAGGGAGCUCUGGUCCCAUUAGGUCCAGCAUCAAAUCUGAGAGUUCAGCGUAAGAGAAAAGCAAGCACGCUGCCCAUGGUACAGAGUAAAAGGAUGAACUUGUGCCGUCCCUUUCCCAAAAGAACUCCUGCUGGACCAAACAAGGGUCCAGACUCUCCCACAACUCUCAAGUUAGUCAAAGGACAGUUUCCUCAGAAAAGAAAAAGAGGUGCUGAAGUGCUGACUGCACAGUUUGUACAGACAACCAAAUUGGAUAGGAAAAACCAAGAAGCUCCUAUUACUAAAGAUGUUCCAGUGUCAACGAAUACUAAAAGGGCAAGGAAACGAGAGACAUCUCCAGUCAAAACUGUUCCAAGGGCUAAGCCACCUGUGAAGAAAUCUCCACAAAAACAGAGGGUAAAUAUAGUAAAAGGCAAUCAGAAUCCCAGAAUCAGAAAGCAACCACAACCUGCCAAAGGAGAAACUUCUUCACAGCUUCAAUCAGAAAUUUCAGAUGGUCAAGAAGACGUUAUUGGCAUAAGUACAGCUCAACCAGAAAAUAUCACAGUGGCUCCAGAAGACCCACCUGAAAACUCCAUUGUCAACUGUGACUCCCAGGCCCUAAAUAUGUUGGCUGAUCUUGCAUUAAGCGCUGCUACCUCUACCACACCAUCCUCUGAGCCCAGAAACUUUCCCUGCUCCUCUGAAUUGCCACAAAAUGACAUUUUGCUUUCUAAAGAACAUUCUUUGCACGGUACAUCAGACCAUGAAUAUCAUAGAGGAGUUAAAAGUCAAAAAGGUGGACCGUUAUCCAAGCCCUCCUCUGAUAAGAGUAACCUGACAUCAGACCCCACGGUCAGCCAGGAGGAAGAGAGCUUGGUUCCUGGCAUUCAGGCCCCUGUGGAAGCCCAGUCGGCACUGCCUGAGGAAACCCUAGAAAGUUCCGACGCAAGCCAAAGCUCUUUUGUUGCUGUGGAGCAUUCCUAUGCCCUGCUCCUUACAGAACAUUCAAAGAAGCAUCUACAGCAGAGAGGGACCCCAAGCCCUGCCUUUGCCAAGAAUGGUACAAAAGGCCCUGAAGCGGGAACCCCAGUGGGGAAAGUGAUGCCAUUUCGGCAUCAGCAGGUCACCUCCCCACUGCAGAAGCUCUCCGAGGCCCCAGCGCUCAGGCGCAGGAGCAGGUUGCUGCCCUCCAGCCUGCAGGACUUCUGCCGCUCUCAUACCGUAUUCAGCUGUGAUGGCUCCUUUAAGGUCACUUUCAAAUGUGAAGCAGAUUACGUGUUCAGCUUAGACAGCAAGUAUACCAGCAACCCCCUGGAGAGGACUGUAAUCAGAGCACUACACGGGCCCUGGAAUACUGAUUUACCAGAUAACGUGGAAGAAGUGAAGCUUUUACUUCAUAUGUGGGUAGCUCUGUUUUACAGCAAUCAAAACAAGGUCAUACGAUCAUCCCGAAAAGUAGUAGAACACAGCAACCCAGCAAAAUACGUGUCCAUAAAUAGCACGUUAGAAUCGUUUGAAUUCAGUGAAAUUGAGGAGUCCUCCGGUGUGGAAAGGUGCUCCGUAGACCCUCUGUUGGAGCCUAAUGAUGCUCCCAGAGGUCCUACUGCCGAAGUGUCCUUCCCGGACACUGACCCCCUGCUUCCUUUCAUGAAACCACCACCUGUGAGAGGCUUGGAGCUUUGGGUGCAGAAUGAACAGAAAGAAAUGUAUGCAACAGCAGGUCAUCCAGAGACCCCAGAAAGCCAGAAUUUCAUCUAUUCUUGUAAUGAUGAGAUAAUUGGGGGGAAAGCUGAACAAGAGUCAUCAGAUAAACUAGAGACCUCUAAUCUUGUGCUUUCUAGCAUUGGAAGCACCCAAACUAAUGGGUCUUCUAUUCCUGCUGAAGAUAAAACCUUUGAACCACUUGAUAGCACACAGGUGACUUCUUAUAAUGAUACUGUCACACAACCCACAUUUGCCAGGACUUAUGAUGGGAUCAGCAGUCCGUCAAUGAUUUGUCAGAAGUCUGUGUACAGCACCCUUGAAAGCAAAGUUGAUGUUUUUCAUGCAAAAAUGCAAACAAAAACAGGUGCUUUGCAGGGCCUUAUCCAGCAUAGCAGCCCCAUAAACAAAGAAUGUCAGCCAUUGUUGGAAGGGAAGGAUGAUAUGGAGUAUGUAAUGAUUAAUCUGGAACCGGUUACAUUCACUUUUGAAAAAAAUGCCUAUGCACCAAUCCAGACAGAAGUUGUAAAUAGAGCUGAUAAACCUACAACCUUUAAUGUGGAGUUGAUUAAACAAGUAUCACCUGCUACAAGCCUUAGACAUCCUGUGUCCACAUUUGAAAAGGCACAGACACAGGGUCUUAGGGACAUUCCCUCUCUGGCAAUGUCAGGACAAGGCGCUAAGUACCUUUGUGCCUCCUCAGUGAGUAGAGAGACACUUGCUAAAGAAAUGUGUUCAUUACAGAAAGGACAGGCUGUUGCAGGCUCACCAUCGCCAUCUGAUAAUUCCCUGGUAACAGAGGCAUUCUCACUGGUUAAAAGUUCUAAUUAUGUGUUACCCAGAGAAGAAAUGAAGCUCUCUCAAGAAUGUUUUCUGUCGACUCAGAGUCUCUUUAGCAUCUCUUCGGAAGAGAUUGUAGAGCCAUCCCAGCUUGAAGAAGUAGUCUCAUCGUCAGCCUCUGCCCCCUUUGAAGAAAAGGAUUCACUUGACUGCAUCCCAUCAGUGAGGAAUGCUUCGGAUGGCUCUUCAGAACUAGAGAAUGACAAGAGUGGUCUAAACAGUGAAAAUACGAGUUUUGAAUCAUUUAAUUCUGCAUUUACCAAACAAAGCAGCCUAUCUGUGAAUAGAGAGGAAGUCAGCCUCGAGUUAUCAGAGGAGGACUCUGACCUUGACCUCACUCUCACCGUAUCACCGCCCACGAGUCCCAGGGAAGAAGCCCCCUCUGGUGAAGUGGAGCGGCAGCAGGAAGCCCCGUUACCCUGCUUAGAGCUUCAGGAGACAGCGGACAAAAUAACUGAGCCCGAAGAGGUGCCCGACGUGAAUGCUGCUGAUCACACGUCAGUGAAACCACUAGAAAGUGAGAGACAAGGUGAUAACUUACAGACAGUGGCUUUCAUACUUGCUAAAGAAACCUGUGCCCUUGAGUUUGCAGAGGAAGUUCAUGUUGCUUCAGACUUCCCCUUCGGUUCUUUAAUUGAAGAAGUGUCACCAGCUUCUAGCCCUGACUGCCAGGUACCAGGUGAAGAAGCACAACCAGCCUGGGCUGUAUCUCCAAGUAGUUUUAAGCUCCGUGAUGCACACUGUGAGAAAAGUGACAGAUCCUCCCAGGUUGAGUCAGUAGAUUUGGCCAUAACAGAAAAAGAAAAUUCUUUUGUUGGUCCCACCCAUCCAGUGGGACAAGAUAACGUAACUCAGAUACAACAAAUGCAGCUUUCUGCUGAAAUGCCUCUGAUACUAAAAAAUCACCCAGGAAGAAAAGAUAGAUUUUUAACCCUUCCUAGUGAAGUCACUGAGGAAAUUGUCCCAAGUGAGUGUGGUGAGGGUUACUCUUUCUCAGAAAAGGUGCCACACCAUGAUGCAGAGUUAAACCAGCCUGCCUCAGCUGCCACAUGCAGAGAUUCUCUAGAAAACCUGGUAACGUCAAGAAAUCCACUGCAGCCAAUGAGUGUAGAGAACGGAAAUCCCCACCUAAGUCAUCUUGUCGUGGACACCAGUGAGCCUCCGUUUAGCCCUCAGAAGAUCCUUGAAAGUAAGUCUUUUGCUGACACAUUUGUUUCUACAACCACACCAAGUGGUGUGAAUGUGUCAUUAAAACAGCAGACCAGCCCUAAGAGCCUUAAGGAAAAUGUCUCGAGCAGUGAUUUGAAAACAGAUGAGCGCUGUUACAUCCUGGUUAAGUCCUUGCGCUUUGACCCAGUUGCCGGAGCUGAGGCUGUGCAGGCCCGCGGGUACCUGGAGCUCCCCAAGCCCACCCUCUCCUCGGGAGGGGCCACCCUAACCCACAGGGCAGGACCCAGCAACGCAGGGAUGGAGUUUCAAACACAGGAAAUCGCUUUCAUCAGAAUGGCUGGUCUGCUCAAGAAUAAUGAAACUGGAGCUGAGUUACGUGAAAGAGCUAUAGAUCUAGGAGGUGUCGGCUCUCAGCUGCACAUCACCUCUUCAGAAGGCAGACACAAACCGGCCCACAUGCUGCAAGAUGGGUCACCGUGUGCAGCAAGAGAUCUGCUGAACGGUGGGAUUUUCCCCAUGUAUUUACAUGCUAAUUCUUACCAAAAGACAGCCGCACCCGGUGAAACUAUGGAUACAGAGCCUUCUGCUUCCUUUGUUCCCAAAUCUUGGGCCCCUCUUGUUUGUGGGGUCUUUGAAAAGCAGGUGGAAGAUAAGAGUGCUGAUGAGGGGCUGAGGGCUGAGGGGGGCUGUGUGACCCGAGGUGGAGGCGUGGAUAUCAGUGUGAACUCUGACAUCCAUUAUGAACCACUUUCUGGAGACUCGGAUCAAGACUCUCUUGGUGAGUGUGGAAACCCCAGAUUAGAUACGGAAGAAUCCUGUACUUUGAGAUGUAGUCACACCGAGAAAAAAGAACGUACUUCUGGUUUUGACUCUUUCCUGAACCUAAACAGUAGUGAUCACGAUGACUGGGGCUACUCGAGCCAGGUUCCAGGUCUGGAGACGGGCAUUCCUCCCAGAAGCUGGCCCGUGGGAUUAAAGAAGGAAGAUAAAUGUGUGCCCUGUUACGUCCAAAUCCGAGAUCUCCGUGGGAUCCCCAGGACCUACGCUAACUUCACUGUCACUAAAGAGCUGAGAGACACCACGAGAACCCUGCAUAGCCUGUGGAGGCACCCCGGUGUCAUGGCCAAGGGCGGCUUGCUCAGCUCCUGGACGGACACUUGGCAGGUGGCAGACGACCUCACCCAGAACACUUUAGAUCUGGAGUAUCUGCGUUUUGCACAUAAACUAAAACAAAUUGUGAAGACGGGAGAUGCUCCAUGUUCCGCCCCUUCCACCGCCGUCUUUCCUAAGGAGCCCCCUCUCCAGGGCGCCAUGGGGGCUUUCCCUGCGACAAAAGUGCCCGAGUCCCCGGGGCUGCCUCCUGCCUCCCGUAGCAGGAGUCCCCUUGUGGUGACAGUCGUGCACUCAGACCCCAGACACCAGGGUCAGCAGGCGAGAGGGCAGACACCCAGCUGUGUGGACCGUUCCUCCUCCUCCUCCUGGAAGGAGAGGUGUGGCCACAAUAGAAAUCAUCUCACAAACUCUGAACAAAAUUCGACUGUUCCAUUCCACCUCAACAAACUGAAAUAUAACAGUACAUUGAAAGAGUCCCGGAAUGACAUUUCCCUCAUUCUCAACGAAUACGCCGAAUUCAACAAGGUGAUGAACAGCCACCAGGUCAUCUUCCAGGAGAAAGAGCCACAUGCUGCUUCUGGAGAAGCUGAACCCCGAGAGCUGUGUCCCUCCAUCCCUCAGCCAGCCUCCUACGAGGACAUGAUCGCAGACAUGUGCACCACUCUGCACGUCAAGCUGGAGAGGGUUGUGAAGGAGGCUUGUACCAGGACCUUCCUCUUCCACCUCGUGGAGACAGAGGACAAGUCCUUCUUUGUAAGAACAAAGCAUAUUCUAAGGAAAGGAGGCCACACAGAAAUUGAACCUCAGCAUUUCUGUCAAGCAUUUCACAGAGAGAAAGAUAGGUUCAUAGUCAUCAUCCGAAAUGAAGAUAUAUCAUCACAUUUGCAUCAGAUUCCUUCUCUGCUGAAGCUGAAGCACUUUCCCAGUGUCAUCUUUGCCGGAAUCGACAGCCCUGAAGACGUCCUCAAUUACACCUACCAAGAGCUGUUCCAGACAGGAGGCUUUGUGGUGUCAGAUGACAAAAUACUAGAAACUUUAACAUUAGUGCAACUGAAGGAAAUUGUUAAAAUCCUGGAGAAACUAAAUGGAAAUGGAAGAUGGAAGUGGUUGCUUCACUACAGGGAGAAUAAAAAGCUAAAAGAAGAUAUGAGAGUGGAUUCAAUUGCACAUAAAAAGAACUUAAUAGUGAAAUCAUAUCAGAGUGCAAAUAUCAUUGAGCUGCUUCAUUAUCACCAGUGUGACUCCCGAUCAUCAACAAAAGCUGAGCACUUGAAAUGUCUGCUAAACCUGCAAAUUCAGCAUGUCCACGCCAGGUUUUCCGUCUUCCUUACAGAAAAGCCUGUUGUCUCCAGAGAAGUCUUUGAAAACAGUGGCGUCCUUGUUACCGAUGUAAAUGACUUUAUUGAAAAUAUACAGAAAGUAGCAGCUCCGUUCAGGAGUAGCUAUUGGUAAGAACACCUGUGACUCGAGCUGGAACUGACAGCAGAUGCUGACAUCUGUGUCUGCGGGAAACCAGUUGCUCAAAAACUUCUCUACAUUAUACGUCAUGCUGUAAAUUUAAAGUUUUGUUUAUUUAGGGGUGCUGCUGGUUUGGCAUAAAUGGGACUUUCUCAAGUAUCACUAAUGAAAUAACUAACCUACUUUCUAAAUGAGUGUUUUCACCUGCAGUCCAUCUGCUGUCAGGACGGAAGACAAUGUAGCCUACAUGCAUAGACAUUUUCCCCAGUAGGUAGCAUCCUAUUUAUGGAAUAGUUCUUGGUUAUUUUAUUUUAAAGACGGAAUUAUCAGUUUUGUAUUUAUCCAGGUGAUUUAACUGCAGCUUACCUAGACAUCGGUGAUGCCAACAACAAAUUAGUAUUUUCCCUUUUCUUUGAAAACCUUUGAUUUUUCAAAUAUGAGAAGACUAUUCUGUGUAUCUCAAUGUUCUACAACUUGGGGGAACGUUUUUCUUCAUGUUUUACACGUUGCCGGGAUGUCCGACUUUGCUGUCCGACUUUGUUCACAGCAGCACUGUAGUUUUCCAUUAGUUUUGGGUUACAGUGUUAAGCAGAAUACCUUCAAAGCUAUUAAUUGAAGUUAAUGAUAAAAAUGAGAAUUUCACAAGUGUACUCAAUCGUAGCAAAAAAAAAAAAGUCUGUUUUAACCAGUAGCUUUGUUUUUGCACGUUAAGGUCAGAAAUGCACAUGUAAUGCAUGUUAUAGUCUGUUUUAAAGGUUUUACCACCUGUGUAAAAACUAAACUCUUCAAUGGUUUUAUCUGCUGUUAUUCAUGCUACAUACACUACAUAAACAUUUUUUUCCUAAAUGGUACAAAUUUAUAAACUGUCAUUUUCACUUACUCGGUUUUUAUAAAUAGCACACUACAAAAAUAAACCAUCUGAGGAAGAAAUAAUCAUUUAUUUAUAUUAGAAAUAAUUUCUACAACAAUCUUUAAAGCUCAAAACCAAGCAAAAAACAUUUGUAAGAUACACAGUAUCUAUUUGGAACAAAGGUUUUUAUAACUAAUUUGUUUCAUUUUUUAAAAUAAAGACAACUAAAAAUCAUUCAACUGCUUCUGCAAUGAUUUUAUAGCAAAUAUUAAAUUUGUCAGAGAAUGUUUUACAGCAGUUUAAAUAGCAGAAUAAGUAGCUUCCAAAAGAAUCCUACCACUCACCU